This is a messenger RNA of Nerophis ophidion (straightnose pipefish), 3412 nucleotides long. RefSeq names its product SAM and SH3 domain-containing protein 1-like. The record is from RefSeq and is a predicted model, not a curated record. Lineage: Eukaryota; Metazoa; Chordata; Actinopteri; Syngnathiformes; Syngnathidae. Gene Ontology annotation, molecular function: protein binding. Bases 903 to 3236 code for a protein of 777 amino acids. The transcript has 18 exons.
UUCUUCUUCUUCUUCACGGCGGUGGACGUCAAAGUUGGAGGAAAUAAGACACGACGAGAGCUGAAAAGAACUUUUAAAAUCCGCUUUUUUUUGGGUCUUAUUUUGUGACGAGAGUCUUUUGGGAGCAGCCGGCGGCGUUGAAGCCUGCUCGGGCACAGCAGGGUGACGUCAGCCGGGGACGCCGUCAAGCGUCCACGACGUCAAGUGUCCACGACGUCAAGUGUCCACGACGUCAAGUGUCCACGACGUCAAGUGUCCAGGACGUCAGCCGGGGACGCCGUCAAGCGUCCACGACGUCAAGUGUCCACGACGUCAAGUGUCCACGCCGUCAAGUGUCCACGACGUCAAGUGUCCACGACGUCAAGUGUCCACGACGUCAAGUGUCCAGGACGUCAAGUGUCCAGGACGUCAAGUGUCCACGACGUCAAGUGUCCAGGACGUCAAGUGUCCAGGACGCCGUCAAGUGUCCAGGACGCCGUCAAGUGUCCAGGACGCCGUCAAGUGUCCAGGACGCCGUCAAGUGUCCAGGACGCCGAUGGACGCGGCGUGUGGAAGUUGAACUUUGACCUCUGUCUGCGGAGAAAUGAUGCGCGGGGUUAACUUGCUAAGUCGAGGUUUGCAAAAAAAAAUGCGUCGUUUUCCGUCCGAGAUUUGAACUGAAAGUAGUCUUCUGGUUCCAGACUAGCAAAGACUUUCAUUUGUUCUAAAAGUUAGCGCAGGUGCUAGCGUGGAGGACUCGUGACAUCUCCUCGCGUGGGAGGUCAAAGGUCAGAGGCGGGAAGACAAUUAGAGAUGUCAAAGGUGAGCUGCUCGCUUGCGGUGACGUCAUUAGUCCGGAGUCGACGUGCCGUGUGUGCGAGUUUGAAGCCGCUUUAAAAGUGCUGGAGGUUUGGACGCCCAGGAUGAGCCUGCAGGGUCCUCACCUGCUGCUCCACUGGCUCUCCGAGCUCCACCUGGCCCGCUACCUGGAGGCCUUCCUGGACAACGGCUACGACGACCUGGAGGUCUGCAAGCAGAUCGGAGCGCCCGACCUGGACGCCAUCGGGGUCGGCGUGGAGGUCCACAGACUCCGGCUUCUGGACGCCGUGCAGAGGCUGAAGGACGCGGACGAGGAGAAGAAGAAAGUCCCGGGCUUCUACUUCACCUUGGAACCUGCUGAGGGUCACCUGGGGAGCCUGCAGGGGUCAGGAAGACCACACCGGCCGGCCUGUCCCGAAAACCACCACCUGAGACUCACGGACUGUAAAGACUUUGUGACUUCUCCCCAACUCAAACUGAAGGUCCUCAUCGGGGACAAAGUGGCCAAGGAUGGAAUCCACCUGGGAGAAGAUCCGUACGCCCGCCAGGACGGCUCCGUGGGGAACCUUGAUGAUCUGUCUGUGGAAUAUUCCGGCCACAACGCCUCCUCCCUGGCAGCGGUGAGUGUGAGGAUGGAGGAGCUGUGCAGACGGCGAGUAGCACAGGAAGUCACGGAGAAGGCAGACUUUGACUCAGCGACCACCUCAGUACACCUGCACUCUCACAUCCAGGAAUCCCUUGGACUGUGCAGCAUGUCGUGCACGCCGGAGACGGACAGGAAGUUUGAUGUGCACAGGUGCAAAUCCGACAGUGACUCAGCAGGGAAAUGGAAGUCCUUUUGGCCGAGUGUGAGGAGGUCCCAGAGAGGAGCCACGCCGCACACCUGUGACUUCCUUGCCAGCGAGGUCACCAUGAGUGACGAGGAGCGCAUCCAGCUGAUGAUGAUGGUGAAGGACAACAUGAUCUCCAUCGAGGAAGCCCUGGCCAGGCUGAAGGAGUUUGAGCUGCAGAACAAACAGACGUGCAGGUCGGAAGCCACCGAGGGCUCGGAGACCUCCGACAAGUUGCCGUGCGAGCUGUGGGACGGCGAACAAGAAGAAGGGAUGAGGUUCAGGAGACUCCAUAAGCUGGUCAGCUCCACCAGGAAGGUGAAGAAGAAGCUGGUGAGGACGGAGGAGGCCAGCAGGACCAGCACAGAAGAGAGUCAAAGUGGAGAUGUGGGCGUGUGGAAGAAACCUUUUCGUCACGUGGACUCGCUGACGUCGGCGCUUGAGGACCACCUGAGCUGCGAGGCGGUCACAUGGCGUCCCCCCAGCGCCCCCCUUCAUCAUCAUCAUCAUCAUCAUCAGGAGGAGGCGGAGACAGUGGAACACACAAGCGACGUCGGCGCGGCGACCAAGAUGGCCCGUUCGGCGACGGACGGAGAGUUGUGCCGCCGUCUCCUCGGCUCGCUGGGCCACCCCGUGAGAGCCUGCAGUUUCGGCGGCUUUGACCUGACCGAGCGCGCGGCGCAGGAAGUGUCGGAGCGCAAGAAAGGCGGCGGCGUGAAAGAAGCGGCGAGGUCCCCGCAGAUGUCUGCCGCCUCCUUGGGGAGGAAGGUGAAGUCCGUGAGGGACACCAUGAGGAGACACAUGACCAGGAGAUACCAGGCCAGUCCGGAUGGUGUUCACAGCUGCCCUCACUCGCCUCGCUUGGACUCUUUGGAGAAGAAGCCAGGAGGUUCUGUGGAAAGCCUGAGGAGCUCCUUAAGUUCCAUGAGCGGUCGGACGGCGAGCACCACCGACUCGUCCAGCAGCAACCGAGAGAGCGUCAAGUCGGAGGACGGCGAGGAGGACGACCCGCCGUACCGCGGUCCGUUCUGCGGCCGCGCUCGCGUCCACACCGACUUCACGCCCAGCCCGUACGACGCCGACGCCCUCAAGCUGAAGCGCGGCGACCUCAUCGACGUGAUCAGCACGCCGCCCGCGGGCACGUGGAUGGGCUUGCUCAAGGGCCGGGUGGGCACCUUCAAGUUCAUCUACGUGGACGUCCUCCGCCAGGAGCACGCCAAGCCCAAGAAGUCGCGGCGGCGCAGGAAGGCCCGGCAGCCCAAGGCCUCGUCCGUGGAGGAGCUGCUGGAGCGCCUCCAUCUCAAAGAGCACCUCCCCACCUUCCUGUUCAACGGCUACGACGACCUGGACACCUUCAAGCUGCUGGAGGAGGAGGACUUGGACGAGCUGCACAUCCGGGACCCUCAGCACCGGGCGGUGCUGCUCACCGCCGUGGAGCUGCUGCAGGAGUACGACGGCAGCAGCGACCCAGAGCCAGAGCGAGGCAGCCAGCAGAAGAAGGCGGCGGCGGCGGCGGACAAUCGCGGCCAGGUGGGAGAUUCCCCGCGCGACUCGGGAUGCUACGAAAGCGGCGACAACCAAGACCACGCUUCUAAUUCUGGGCCGUGACCGCCUGGACGGGGAGAGGCCGCCGUGUUCUCCGUGAGUGCAGGGAAGACAAGCUCACCAAUCGUGCCUACAGAUGCAUGGAUCAAAAAAAGACUUCAAGUGUGUGUGUUUGCACUACAAUGAAGUGUGUGUGUGUGUGUGUGUGUGUUGAGUAAUUAAAAAACAUGUCUAACCAG